AUUUCGACGAGGACGGUCAUUACUGUCUUUCACAGAUUCUCCCGUUGCCUCAUGCGCCCGUGUAUCCCAGCAAAAGGCGUCUCGUCCUUUAUUGCCUUUUACUCCUGUUCUAGGCCCGUCCAACGGUCUGGCACUUCCUCGCUCUCCUUCUACCGAUCAAGAUGUCUUCACAAUCUACCUAAUUCUGCCCACCGUUUACCCUGCCCGAGGCGCAUUGCUGAACGGCGGCAUUUCCAUGCUUCACCCGUAUCAGCAGCCCCCAAGGAUCCAUACUCAGUUCUCGGUGUGAAUAAGGAUGCAACAGCUGCUGAAAUCAAGAAAGUCUAUUUCUCCCUGGCUCGGAAAUACCAUCCAGAUACUAAUCCCGACGCGAAUGCACGGGACAAGUUCGUCGAAAUUCAGGAAGCCUAUGAUAUCUUGAAAGAUGAAAAGAAACGAGCUGCCUAUGACCAGUACGGUUCCACAUCACAGCAGCCAGGUUUCGAUCCAAACUCCUUCUCGCAAGCCUUCCGUAAUGGCCAAGGGUUCGGUGGUUUCAAGGACUUUUCUUCUGCCUUCGGUCCCGAUGUCGGUAGCGGAUCCAGUUUCUUCGAGUCCUUGUUCGGCGCUUUAAACAACGGCCCCGGAAGUCGACAGCGGUCCCGCGGAGAGGAUUUAGAAGUUUCAGUUGGAAUAACCUUCAUGGAAUCAUGUAAAGGGACAAAACGCAACGUCAAAAUUUCCCCUGUUGUCGAUUGUCUAACUUGUUCCGGCCUCGGUCUAAAGCCAGGUGCGAAACGUACAACAUGUACAGCUUGCAGUGGUUCCGGUACCCGGACUUUUGUCAUCGAUAGUGGUUUCCAGAUGGCCAGCACAUGUCCGUCUUGCUCUGGUGUUGGAAGUACGAUACCUCGGGGUAGUCAGUGUGGUUCUUGCGGAGGCGUGGGCAAGGUCAGAGCACCUCAGACUAUUGAAGUCGAUAUACCACCAGGCGUCGAGGACGGAAUGACUAUCCGCGUUCCGAAAGCGGGAGAUGCGCCAGUAACCGGCAAGGGAACGCCUGGCGACUUAUUUGUGCGCGUCAGCGUUGCCCCAUCAAAACAAUUUACACGACAAGGAGCCAACUUGUUCCAUGAGGUUAAAGUACCCUUCCACACCGCGCUUCUUGGCGGUCGAGUCCGAGUACCUACUAUUGAUGGCGAAGUCGAUGUCCGACUACCCAGCGGCACUCAGCAAGGAGAGGAGAUGGUAUUAAAAGGACGUGGUGUUCCAGAAUUUCGAAACGGUCUUAGUGGGGAUCUCUAUGUUACAUUCUCGGUGGUUCUCCCUAGAUCUCUCUCAAAACGACAACGACAACUGUUACAAGAAUACGCGGAUGAUGUUGAAGGUCGAUCAACGUCUAAAGAUAGUAAGGGAGGCAGCAAAGCUUCUCAGUCUUCAAGUUCGUCACAAGGAAAAGGGACAGGUGGUGGUCAUGAUAACGGUAUGCCUUCUUUUACACAUCAGUCACCCUCACAAGGUGGCUUGGUGUUUCGUGCGUGGCAAAAAUUACGAGGACUCAUUGGGUUUUGAUUUUUUUACUGGCAUGUCUUCCAUCCUUUGCCAACGCUCAACUUCGUGUUCUUAUCUGCAUUCAUACGCUAGUCACCGCCGAGGACACUCCCAAAGAGGUAGAGAAAGAGGCAAAGGAGGACCGGGACGAAGAUCAGGAGAUGAAGAGGGCGACAGCAUGAUAAUUAAAAUUU
Messenger RNA from Desarmillaria tabescens, 1724 nucleotides. RefSeq names its product DnaJ protein. The transcript has 6 exons. Bases 52 to 1551 code for a protein of 499 amino acids. NCBI's taxonomy places the organism in Eukaryota, Fungi, Basidiomycota, Agaricomycetes, Agaricales, Physalacriaceae. The record is from RefSeq and is a predicted model, not a curated record. Gene Ontology annotation, cellular component: cytoplasm. Gene Ontology annotation, biological process: response to heat; protein refolding. Gene Ontology annotation, molecular function: heat shock protein binding; ATP binding.